CAUAUCACCAAAAUGUCGAAUAAAAUGGCGUCUAGCGAAUAGCAAGUGACGCUAUGUUUGUGAUGAUUUCAAAGUGAAAUUUAACGCAUUAGUCGUAACAUAUAAGAGUAGCACUUAAAACAAGCUAAGCAUAGAAAGUUUAUUUUCAGAUAUCCACGUGUUAUGGCUACACCAAACAGCUAUAAACAAAACACAUCAAUGUCGAUGCCAAGCCCUCAAAAUAAUCCGCACUACAUGAUUGCGGGGCCCCCAAUGAGUUUCGGUAUGAUGAAAGGCGGUAUGAAUGCACCGCCGCCUAACCAAUACCAGUACCACCCUCAAUACCAGGGCGGGCCGGGCAUGGGCCCGCCGGGGGGGUACGGGUGGCAACAUCAGGCGCGUUUCGGUGCAGAGAGCGCGAGGCGCGCCGGCGGCUCCACGCAGAGCGCGCAGGCCGCCAAGGACGAUAAGACGAGCCCCUUCGUAUCCACGAUACACUCGCACCCUGGCUUCCAACCGCAGAAGAUUGGGAAGGGCGCCGGUGGUGGUGCGGGUCUCCCGAAGCCACCGAAGCCUCCAGAGAAGCCCCUUAUGCCAUACAUGCGUUAUUCUCGACGUGUAUGGGACAGUGUAAAAGCGGCCAACCCAGAUCUGAAGCUAUGGGAGAUAGGACGAAUUAUUGGUGGAAUGUGGAGAGACCUGCCCCAGGCGGAAAAGUACGCUUUCGUCGACGAAUAUGAAGCUGAGAAGUCGGAGUACGAAAAGAGCUUGAAGACGUACCACAAUUCGCCAGCGUACCUGGCGUACAUAGCCGCGAAGAACAAGGCUGUCGGUAAGGUUGGUAAUUUAGAAGAAGAAAGUUCGAGCAAAAAGGGUGGAUCCCAGAAGGAACAACAACAGCAAGAUAGAAGAAUUGAUAUUCAACCAGCAGAAGACGAAGAAGAUCAAGAUGAAGGCUUGUCAGUUAAGCAUGUGGCAUAUGCCCGCUAUCUCCGCAACCAUCGCCUCAUCAACGAGAUAUUCUCGGACACAGUCGUGCCGGAUGUUCGCUCGGUGGUCACCACCGCUCGGAUGCAGAUCUUAAAGAAACAAGUACAAUCGUUGACAAUGCAUCAGAAGAAGCUCGAAGACGAAUUGCAGCAGAUUGAGGAGAAGUUCGAAGCGAAGAAGCGCAAGUUCAUCGAGAGCAGUGAGGCGUUCCAGGAAGAAUUGAAAAAGCACUGCAGGCCGGCCGUGGACGAGGACACGUUCGGGCGCAUGGUGGAGCGCGCGCUGGAGCAGCUGCGCCGCGGGGCCGCGCCGCCGCACGCGCGCGACCGCCCGCACGAGCCAAUGGAUCAGAACGCGAUUAAAGCAGAGUCCGGACCGAACGCACCGACACAAGUGGACAAGGUGUCGACGACGGAAGUGAAACCGGACGCCAACGUCACCACGGAGCUGAAUAUUCCGGAGGGCGAAGCGAAAGAGCCCGUGCCCGAGAACAACGCUGCGCAGGAAACCGAAGGUCAACAAUCACUAAAUAACACUAGCUGUGAACGCAAAGAAGACAAACCAGUUGAGAUGAAAGUGGAGAACAGAGAAGUUCCAGGGCCAGCAGCUUUGCCUCCACAGUCACAGAUAACUUCACCAACACCCCCUGUAACCAUGAUGAUGCCUCCGAACCCUAAUGCUCCAGCUCACCCAGCACCCCCUCAUGGAGGACCACCGCCUCCACCAGGCGGUUAUGGCGCGGCAGGAUAUGGCGGCCGCUACUACCCGGGCUACGCGGGCGGCUUCCCCGCCUACCCGCACUACUACCCGCCCGACCACUACCCGCCGCACCACGCGCCUCAUCCCCACCAUGAACUUAAGCCCGAGGAGCCACCGGCUAAGAAAGAGGCUGAAUGAUUGUCACCGAAACGCGUCGUGAAACGGCGCAGAAAAUCUUCAUCAAAAGAGAAGCAGUAGAGAAUAUUGAAGAUUUUCAGUGAUUUUAAAUCGGACUUUUUAUGAAUAUGUAUAUCUCGAGACAUUCUUGUGAAGUACAGUCGACGAAACAAAGAUGAUGAAGUGAUGAAAAGUGAACAUGUAAAAUUUCAUCAAUAUAUUUUUUGUCAGGAAAUUGAUAAGUGAUUGUUGUUAAUAUUUAUAACAUUCACGUUUUUACUUAUAAAUAUUGUUUAAUAGGUGGUCAGUUAAAACUAAUCAUUCCAUUUCUAUCAUUAUUGAUUUGACAUUCGAAAGAAGAUUGAUUGAUUAACUAAUCGUCCAUCAAACGACAUUUAUAAACAAGACCGUCAAUAAUCAAUUGUUUAAUAUUGUGAUUAUAUAAGGAAAGGUUUUUAAUAAAAUAGAAGUAAGACAUUUUAUGAAUGUGUACUUUAGUUAGUGCGUACAAUAUCUUAAUUUAAGAAUGGUUUUCAAUAAAUCUUAGCUAUACAAUAAUCUGAUAAAACAUUUAUAGCGACAUCAUCCCUCUAUACUGCAAAACAUUUAAUUAUAAUAAAUAUAAACGAAAGCUAUUCUUUACACACGUCUUAAUUUUACAUUAAUGAUUUUGCAGAUACAGUGUGAAUAUAACAAUUUUUUAAAAUUAGGAUAAAAUGAUAUUGAUAAUAUUUUAUUUACAUUUAGUAUGCUUAAAAUAUAGGUAUAUAUUAGUUAUUGAAUAAUAAAUUAGUUACUUAAAGUAAAACUUAGGUGUCAAUAAGCAUGUGAAAACUACAACUUGCAAAUGUGUUUAUCUGUUCUCCUCCAUUUGAAUUCUGUUGCUGUUUCGUCCAAAUUGCGCAAUUAUUGGACGACCAUCCAAUAUUGUUCCGUUUACUUCCUCCAAAGCCUGAAUAGCUAAGUCUUCACCUGUGAAAUAAAGUAUGUAUCUAAA
This is a messenger RNA of Nymphalis io (European peacock), 2842 nucleotides long. RefSeq names its product SWI/SNF-related matrix-associated actin-dependent regulator of chromatin subfamily E member 1 (gene Bap111). Gene Ontology annotation, biological process: negative regulation of DNA-templated transcription. The record is from RefSeq and is a predicted model, not a curated record. Gene Ontology annotation, molecular function: nuclear receptor binding; nucleosomal DNA binding. Gene Ontology annotation, cellular component: SWI/SNF complex. NCBI's taxonomy places the organism in Eukaryota, Metazoa, Arthropoda, Insecta, Lepidoptera, Nymphalidae. The transcript is spliced from 15 exons. The coding region runs from base 163 to 1866 and encodes 567 amino acids.